AAUUAUAAACACUGAAAAUUAUCUAAUUUGUGAAUUAUGUUUAGUCAGCUACAAGACAAAAGCUGAAAAAGUAAAUCAAGGAUCAUAAACAAUGCCUUUGGAACAUGGUAUGCUGAUUUGGAAUACAUGUACAUUUAGAUGGGAAAGACUUGGAAGAAUUACUUUGGAUGAAGAUGAUAAGCAACUCUUUUUGUACAUUGUUUCAGAGAGAGUCUUAUCGUAUCUCUCCCUUGGAAAAUGUAGAGACAAACACUGAGAUAGUAGAGCUUCAUCAUCACUGUAAGCUACGUUUAAUUCACAAGAAACCAGCUUCCAGCCAGAGAUAUGACAGAAGCAAUUCUGAGGAUUGUGGAGUUGGAAGCUCAAAUGAUGGACCAGAACAUAGCAUGAGUGAGGUGUCACCUAGUGUUGCUAGUAGUCUUAUUGAGAAUAUAUGGUUAUAUUAUACAUCACAUGAUUACAAGAAAGUUUUUAAACACAAAGUAUUUGCUAGCUUAGAUGUAGCAAACUUUGCUGAAUUUCUGACAAGUAUCAUACUUGCAAAUGCUAUUCAGGAAGCCUCACAAUACUCAGCAACACAUAGUGAUAUUGAGAGUUUGUGCCUAAGCAGAGAAGAAACGCCAGUAUUUUUCCUAAAUCGGAAGGGUAGUUUUAUCAGGUACAGGGGAAACUCAGAAGAUAGUCUAGAAACUAAUAAACACUGCUGUAAAAAGAAAUUAUUCCACAGAUCUUCUCAUGGAAAUAUAAAUCAUAGUUUCUUGUCAGAAAAAGAUAAGAAACAAGCCUGGGUAAUAAGUAAGCCAUCGGCUCAUCCUAGUCAGUGCAGAAAUGAUGUGAUGAUAUUUUUCAUACAUGGACUUGGUGGUUCUGCUGACAUUUGGAAAUUUCAGUUGGACUACUUCUACAAGAAAGGAUUUGAGGUGGUUGCAUUAGAUCUCAUUGGCCAUGGGUUUAGUUCAGCACCAGAUGUGAAAAGCAUCUACUCAUUCCAGCACAUUAUGAACGAUGUCUUAACAGUUUUUGAUCGUUACUCAAAGCCAUGUAAUAUUCUUAUUGGACAUUCAUAUGGCUGUGCCUUUUCUUCGUGCCUUGCUAGCCAGCGAAUCUCAAAAGUUCGACAACUUAUCUUGAUAAGUAGUGGAGGACCAAAAGCUUUGAGCCCACGAUUAGGUUUGUCAGCUGUAAUCCCAGUUCUGGGUCUGUCAUUCUUGAAUUGCUGUCCUUGUCUUAGAGCUUGGUGCAGAAGAAGAGGAAGUUCUAAUCUGAUGGACUUGGUUGGAAUGGCGUCUCUACCACGCUACGUUUUGCAGUAUAUUCUAGAAGGCCAGAACUGGCCAUAUGGUGGCCGUUCAUUUUAUCGUAACUUGUAUCUCCCCACUCUUCUCAUUCAUGGACUUCAGGACAGAUUUAUACCCCUAGAAGAUGAAGUGGAGAUGCAGAAGACCUUGCCAUCAGCUCACUUAGAAGUGAUUCCUCAAGCUGGACAUAUGGUAAUGAUAGAGGCAGCAAAAGAAGUAAACCAUGUGAUUGCCCAGUUCUUGGAAGCUAUGGAGAAAUAGUUUUUUUGAUAUUUGUAAUUGCAUCUAUGUUAAUGUGCCUUAUUCUUUCUGUAAUGUGUUAAUAGAGAUAAGUUGUGUCGGGUGUAGAAUACACAUACAUGCAUAAUUUUGUAAUUGUAUCAAAGUUUUUUCAAUGAAGUACAAAUGAUCUACAUGUGUUUGCAAAUCACUCUGGA
Molecule: messenger RNA, 1735 nt
Organism: Limulus polyphemus (Atlantic horseshoe crab)
Lineage: Eukaryota; Metazoa; Arthropoda; Merostomata; Xiphosura; Limulidae
Product: protein ABHD8-like
Exons: 5
Coding region: 168-1559 (463 amino acids)
Source: RefSeq, a predicted model, not a curated record